Molecule: messenger RNA, 237 nt
Organism: Anthostomella pinea
Lineage: Eukaryota; Fungi; Ascomycota; Sordariomycetes; Xylariales; Xylariaceae
Source: the annotation of a GenBank genome assembly
AUGUCAACCUCAGUAGACAUCGACUUGGUGAACGACGAGAAGCCAAGCUCCGACAACAGCUCCGACAAGACCCCGACGACGACGACGCCGCAGCAGCAGCAACAGCAGCAGCAGACCGAAAUGCAGUCAAUCGCGGCCGUCUUUCUUCGCCGAGAUGAAGAACCACCUGGAGCUAGCAGUCCCGCCUUCGGAUCAACGACGUUGGUUGGAACCGGAACCUCGCUCUUUCAUACCUAA